Scutellospora calospora is the source of this 1223-nucleotide messenger RNA. Lineage: Eukaryota; Fungi; Glomeromycota; Glomeromycetes; Diversisporales; Gigasporaceae. The record is from the annotation of a GenBank genome assembly.
AUGUCGGACGAUGAUUUUAUGCUCGAAGACGACGAUGAAGAAGACUACAACUUCGAUUAUGAAGAUGACGAUCCAGAAGAACCUGACGUUAAUUUAGAAAACAAAUAUUAUAGUGCAAAAGCUCGAAAAGAGGAAGAUCCUACAGGUGCUAUUAAAGAGUUUCAGAGUGUGGUGGAUACAGAGCAGGAGAAAGGCGAUUGGGGUUUCAAGGCACUCAAGCAAAUGGCAAAAUUAUCUUUUAAAGCUAGCGAUCAUGAAUCAACGCUCAAGUACUAUAAGCAACUUCUUUCAUAUACGAAAUCAGCAGUAACGCGAAAUUACAGUGAAAAGAGCAUAAAUAAUAUAUUGGAUUUCAUUUCUUCUUCCCAAGACAUGGCUUUCAUGGAAGAAUUUUAUUCAACAACUUUAAGUGCAUUAGAAGAAGCUAAAAAUGAGAGGUUAUGGGUUAAAACCAAUCUCAAAUUGGCCAAACUUUGGCUUGAUCGAAAAGAAUAUAAUAGGCUUAAUAAGAUCCUGCGUCAACUCCAUUUGUCAUGUCAAAAAGAUGAUGGAACUGAUGAUCAACGUAAAGGAACACACUUGUUGGAAAUUUUCGCCCUUGAGAUUCAAAUGUAUACCGAAACGAAGAAUAAUAAGAAGUUAAAGGCUUUAUAUCAGCAAUGUCUUCACGUCAAAUCUGCCAUUCCACAUCCGCGUAUCAUGGGUGUCAUUCGUGAAUGUGGUGGCAAAAUGCAUAUGGGCGAGAAGGAAUGGGACAAAGCACAAACCGAUUUCUUCGAGUCCUUUAAAAAUUAUGAUGAAGCUGGUAGUCCUCAACGUAUACAAGUUCUUAAGUACCUCGUUCUUGCAAAUAUGUUAACAGAAUCACAGAUUAAUCCUUUUGAUUCUCAAGAGACAAAACCGUACAAAAAUGAUCCUCAAAUUGUUGCAAUGACUAAUUUGGUUAGCGCAUAUCAGCGCAAAGAAAUUCGGGAAUUCGAGAAAAUUCUAAGAGAUAAUCGAGCUACUAUUAUGGAUGAUCCUUUCAUCCGUACAUAUAUCGACGAUGUUCUAAAGAACAUAAGGACGCAAGUGCUACUUCGCCUUAUUAAACCAUACACACGAAUAGAGAUACCGUUUGUGUCAAAACAACUUAACAUACCUGCACAAGAUGUUGAAGACUUGCUAGUUGGUCUCGUUCUUGAUCAAAAAAUUAAAGGGUGCAUUGAUCAAGUUAACCAGCG